AUGGCCACAAUAUCAUGGGGGACUAUCAAGUCCCUGGUCAUCUUCUUCGGGCCAAUGCUGCUCCCCAAGGCCAUAACCUGGUUCAACGCCGCGCGCGCAGCACAGCGCAACCCAAAGCAGCCCACCCGGCCCCUCCCCACCCGCACCCUCGCCGCCAUCCUCCUCCUCGCCACGGCCGCCCUGCUCCUCGCCGCGAGCACCCUCCCCAUCCUAGCCCCCGAGAACGUCUUCGCCGUCACGCGCUCGAACCCAACCUCGUCCAACAACCUGAUCCUGUCGCGGCUCUCGUCGCUGCGCGCCCUGACGCCCCGGGACAACGUCCUACACGCCAAGUUCGAGUCGCGCGCCUCCAAGCUGCUCUACUACAAGUACGGCCCGGACGCCCUCAUCGACUGCCCCUUCUGCAACUCCAACGACCCCACCACCUACCUCCUGUACGCCGCCCCCGCCGUCGCGGCCGUCCACCUGUCCAACGCCCUCCUCCUCGGCGCGGCCACCUCGGCGGCGCUGACGGGCAAGGCCGGCGCCCAGUGGCGCGCGCUGGCCUCUUAUGCGGCGGCUGGCGCCGCCGCGCUGGACCUGUACCUCCUGUCGACGUGGGACCACCAGGCGGGCAACGAGAAGGCCCGCGUGCUGGGGGAGGUGACCUUCUACUUCUGGCGGGCGCGCGCGCUGCGGCACCUGGGGCUCGCGGCGCUGGACGUGCUCGUCGCGGGCGCGCUGUGGCUGAGCGGCACGCGGCGCAUGUUCCCCGUGCCGCCGACGGUCUCGGAGCGCAUCGACGCCGUCGUCACGGGGCUGGCCAAGACGAGGAACCAGCUGCACGCCGCGGGGGUCAUCAAGAACACCACCGCCCGCGACGGGGAGCUGCGGGCCGCCGAGGCGAGGUACUGGGCGCACGAGGCCAUCAUCAUGUCCGAGGCCAUGGAGAGCGAGGAGGUCGUGGGGAGCAUGCGGGACGCCGUGGAGAACAAGCGUGUCGACCUCGACAACAUCGGGCAUGUUGCCGAGACGUAUGCUCGCGAUGUGUUGCAGCAGGCCAUGACGUGA
Molecule: messenger RNA, 1050 nt
Organism: Diaporthe batatas
Lineage: Eukaryota; Fungi; Ascomycota; Sordariomycetes; Diaporthales; Diaporthaceae
Exons: 2
Coding region: 1-1050 (349 amino acids)
Source: RefSeq, a predicted model, not a curated record